Arabis nemorensis is the source of this 705-nucleotide messenger RNA. Lineage: Eukaryota; Viridiplantae; Streptophyta; Magnoliopsida; Brassicales; Brassicaceae. The record is from the annotation of a GenBank genome assembly.
AUGCAGCCACAAAAGGAGAUUUGGAAAAUGUUGCAAGAGAUUCGCUUGGGAUCUGACAAGGAGAAAUGGGAUGGCUUGAAUCUUGAACAUCAAAAUCCGGCCGGAAUUAAAAGAGUUCUUCAAGCUUCUUGGGAAGCUAAAGGGUGUGUGGAUUCUAAGGCCAAUGAUGAUGGUACGAUAGGUCAUGUUGAGGAAGUUCGUAUCACUGAACCCGUACUGCAUCUUAAGAAGCCGGCUAAAGCCCAGCCUGUUGAAUUGGAGUUCAAGUAUAAGAAGUUGCAAAAGUUUUGCCCUACUUGUGGUAGUUUGCAACAUGGAUAUGAUAGGUGUCCAAAAGCUUCAACUCUUUCAGCCACAGCCGGAGCUCUUAUGGAGAUUGGUCAUGAUCCUUUUGUCACUAAUAAAGAAAGAAGAGCAGCUGUUGAAGGAUUGAACUCGGGACAGGAUUUGGGAGAAAGUUCAGGAGCUUCACAAUCAUUGCCUUUGAUCUUACAUCCAAUAUCUGAGUAUUUAAUGGAGCAGGGCUUUUGUCAACAAGCAGAGAACUCUGGUGCUAUAGCUGAGAAUGAUGCAGUAGCUAUUACUGUUGAGGAUGUUCUUAUGGGGGGCUCUUCUGCUCAGGGAACUAAGCGAAAGGUGGAUGAAACAGAUAUGGAAAUUGCACUGCCGGCUCAGAAGAAACUAAUGGACUAUCGGGAGGACUAG